Dermacentor andersoni is the source of this 1151-nucleotide messenger RNA. The record is from RefSeq and is a predicted model, not a curated record. NCBI's taxonomy places the organism in Eukaryota, Metazoa, Arthropoda, Arachnida, Ixodida, Ixodidae.
UCAGCAGAAGGAGAGGCCCCUACCGACGACAAAAUUGAGGCUAGAAGAGAGCGCUUCACUGAAAGACGUAAUGGCGAUCUUCGGCAUGCCUUCCUUCUACGUUCUCCUCGUAGCAGUAAUCGUCGGGGACUUGACGACGGUCGAAGUCUUCGGAACCAUGGUGGAUUACAGUCUAGACAAAGGCAUAGCAGUUGAGACUGCCAAGCACAUGAUAACGCUGUCCUCAAUAGGUCAGGUUGCCGGCCGCACAGUGGCACCUUUGGUAGCAGACUGCAUGCCCUGGACCCGUCGUCCUUUGUACUCUAUCAGCUUCGCGGUAGUUAGCGUGUGCCUCAUCGCAAUGCCUCAUGUGUCCAGCUUUGCGGCCUUCGUAUCACUCUCGUCGUUAGUAGGAGCGUGUCAAGGGUACAUUUUGUGCAUCAGGUACGUGCUUACUGCGGAAUUCGUGGGUGUCGAACGGACGGCGGCUUGCAGCGGCAUCAUCGGCGUCGCCAUGGUGCCUGUGUACCUGGUCAGCCCGAAGUUAGUAGGUAUCUUCCGUGACGCAAGUGGUUCGUACGACAACUAUUACCGCACACUGGCAGCCUUCAACUCAGCGGCCGCCGUUCUCUUCGCAGCGUAUGAUGCUUGCAGCCGGGUUCCCACCGAGCGCACAAAACCGGUCAAGGACGAAGGCGGCGUGAAGUAGAAUUGACGAACUUAAAUAGCGACUUCUUCUGGUGACGCCAUCGUCAAUUUCUCCAUGCUUGGGAGACGGAGGCAAGGGCAGAGGUGGAACCCUUGCUAAAGUAUUCAUUGACUGUAAUGUGAACUCUAAGAAAGGGGACGAGGACGUUGAAGCUAAAAUUUAAGAAUUCACCCAUGAAAUGUUCAGAGGUUUCACAAAGUGACUUUAUAACUAACGUUCUCUAUUUACAUUGGUAAAAUCAGAUAUUGUUUCAAUGGCUCUAAACACUUUUGUGAGGCCUCAAUCUGACCAAUCCUUGGGAGACCAAAUUUACGGGUUCAAAUUUCGCGUAACUUCUGUGUAAGGCGCCAUGUUCCAGCAUCUAAGCUGUGACGCCUGGCACAGCUGCUACAUCUCAAUUUCAGUGUCAUCAAUGCUACUUUCCAGCCAUGAUCGAACUUGGACGUGUUGUUCCAGCUUCACU